Molecule: messenger RNA, 1925 nt
Organism: Hibiscus syriacus
Lineage: Eukaryota; Viridiplantae; Streptophyta; Magnoliopsida; Malvales; Malvaceae
Product: acidic leucine-rich nuclear phosphoprotein 32-related protein-like
Exons: 2
Coding region: 232-1542 (436 amino acids)
Cellular component (GO): nucleus
Molecular function (GO): histone binding
Source: RefSeq, a predicted model, not a curated record
AGCCGUCCGAAUACGUUAAGAAAGAGCUCACCUUCGAUCUGCAAAAUCCAGGGUUAGGGUUUCAUCUAAAAUUUCGUUGUUUCCUUCAUUUGAUUCUCUUUACCAGAGAUGACACACCUUAGUAUCUUCCUUUUCGAACCAUCUUUUUGAGCCCAUUAACGUCCUUAGACAAGAAAGAAGCUUUGUAAUCAUUAUUUGUUUAUUUUUGAGAUAAAAACGGUGCGGUAUUUGAUGGACGAGAUCUGGGAGAGAGCGGUGGAGACAGCAUUAGACGGGCAAGAGGACCACACGACGGCUAGAACCUUGACACUUGACGGUGCGGUUAAGUGCGUUCAAGGUCGCCUCCCCUCGCCAAACCUGUUGGAAAAAUUUGGGAAUCUUCAACAUCUUUCAAUUGCCAAUAUCGGUGUUUCAUCUCUUGAACAGUUUCCUCGUCUUCGAAAUCUCCAGAAAUUAAUCCUCUCAGACAACAGAAUCGCCGGUGGCCUAGAAUUUCUCGUUGAAGCUGGCCUUGACUCGCUCCGAGACCUUGACUUGUCUAACAACCGGAUUCAAUAUAUUGAAAAUCUUGCCCCGCUUGCCCAGCUUAAGCUUGUGUCCCUUGAUCUUUAUGAGUGCCCGGUUACCAGAGUUGAGGAUUAUAAAUCUAGGGUUUUUGAAUUGAUUAAAUCGUUGAAAUAUUUAGAUAAAAUGGAUGCUGAAGAAAAUGAAAGGACAGAAUCUGAUGAGGAGGAAGAUGAAGAGGAGGUGGAUGAAGAUGAUCCAGGGACUGGGGGAAUUGAUGGUGAUGAUCAGCAUUACAGAAUAAGUAAUGGGCAUAGCGAAGGUGCGGAAGAGGUUGUUGAUGUUGAUGAAGAUGGGGAGAGUGAUGCAGAUGAAGAAGAGACGGAAAUAGGCGGAAGAGUAAAUGGGUUAAGCCAUGAGGGGAAUGGGUUUCAGAUUGAGGAAGUAGGGAGAGAUGAAGAUGAAGAUGGGGACGAUGAUUAUGAGAAUGGUUCAGGUGACGAAGUUGAUGAUGAUGAUGAGGAAGAUGAUGUUGUGGAAGUUCAUGAUAUUGGGGAUAGUGAUGAUGAGGAAGAUGACAUAGACGGUGACGAGGAAGAUGAGGAGGAAGAGGAGGAAGAGGUAGAUAAUGAUGAAGGUGACUUUGCAGAACCAGAGAGUACUGGACGUUUGACAAGCUCAGAAGGUGAGAUUGAUGGGCAUGAACAUGGAGAAGACGGGGAUGAUGAUGAAAAUGUUGAGACUGGUGAGGAAGAGCUAGGUGUCGGUGAUGAUGGGGAAUAUGAAGAUGAAGAAGAGAGUGAAGAGGAGGAAGAUGACUAUGGUGAAGGUUAUCUGGUUCAACCAGUGGUGCAAGCAGAAGAACAUGAUGCUGAAGGAAGUGGUAUGGAGCCGGGUAAUGAAAAAGAAGACGAGGAAGACGUUGAAGAUGAUGAGGAUGUUCAGGUGCUGCCAUCUACUUCUUCACAGCAUAAGAGAAAGAGAAGUGAUGAUGUCGUGGAGUUUCCAAAUGCCAAGGCAUCAAAGAAGCAUGGUUAGGUGUGUUGGAUCCUGUUUUGUUAAUAAGAGUGCUUGGAAUAGAUUGGUUGACAAUUGAGUGAUCUUGUUGAACAGAUGUGUAUUUGAUGGGUGGAUACAUCAAUGCUUGGUUCAAAAAGUCGUUAGCGAAUUUCCAUUUUGCUCUUUUCCUUGGAAUAUAUUAUAUAUAUGUCCACUACUUAUUCGUCAAUUCAAAUGGCAGUUAUGAAGGGUUUUACCGCUCGCUUUCAGCUAAGGAUUUGAGGGAAAAUAUAAGUUGUGAAAACUAUUUUUUUUUAAGGUGGGGGGUGAUUUUGUAAUAAGUUAAAAAAAGAAGACUUGUUGAUAGUAUUGGUUUGUUAUUUUGGUUGGGCUCCAUCCAUCAAGUGGGGUGACUUUCUGGA